Molecule: messenger RNA, 8393 nt
Organism: Syngnathus typhle (broad-nosed pipefish)
Lineage: Eukaryota; Metazoa; Chordata; Actinopteri; Syngnathiformes; Syngnathidae
Product: plexin-A1-like
Exons: 33
Coding region: 473-6160 (1895 amino acids)
Biological process (GO): regulation of cell migration; regulation of cell shape; semaphorin-plexin signaling pathway involved in axon guidance
Cellular component (GO): semaphorin receptor complex
Molecular function (GO): protein binding; semaphorin receptor activity
Source: RefSeq, a predicted model, not a curated record
AGCUGCAUUCCUCCUCUCUCCAGUCACACGCAGGGAGCCACCGAAGAGAGAACCCCAGUCACCCCCGUGACCAGAGUGGAAAUGUCCCCAAGUUUUGGAAUUUAAACCAUGGCAAGGAUUCCUUCGCCACGGAUCACUUGACCGGUGGGCCUUUCCAAACACACCAAAAUCUGCUGGUCUCGAGAAAACCUUGAAUGGAUGUCUGGACCCACCAGUCAAGCUCAUUCGCGGAAAGUGGCUCACACAGCGUUCCUCUGUGGAUGAUGUUCCUGAUGAUGGCGUGUGACGCCGCGAACAGGACAGUGGAUCAAUAGAAGUGUUUGUUCCCCACUUCAUCUUUACAUACUUCUCUUGACAGUAGACCUGAAAGACUCCAAAUCCUGACUUGGAAGUCAAGUUUGCACUCCUCCUCCUCCUCCUCCUCUCUUUCUCCUUCCCCUCCCCCCAAGCCUCUCCUCGGGACAAACCAAACAUGUGCUCGCAAGCUCGAGCAACAGUUUCCCCUGCUCUCGGGAACCUGUUUCCUGUGUUUGGGUUUUUACUUCUCAUGACUUCAUCCUUCUGCGGAGGCCAGCCGCCAGCUUUCAAACAAUUUGCACCUGCAGAGUGGGGUCUUACGCAUUUGGCCAUUCACAACAAAACCGGAGAAGUCUACGUGGGAGCUAUCAACUGGAUUUUCAAGUUGUCCAGCAAUCUAACCAAGCUGCGUAGCCACAUGACUGGACCGGUGGUGGACAACGAAAAGUGCUACCCUCCGCCCAGUGUCCAGUCGUGCCCUCAUGACUUGGCUCAGACACCCAACGUGAACAAGCUUCUACUCAUUGACUACGCCCAGAAUCGCCUCAUUGCCUGCGGUAGCACUUCGCAGGGAAUCUGCCAAUUUCUACGUCUGGAUGACCUCUUCAAACUGGGUGAGCCUCACCAUCGCAAGGAACACUACCUGUCCAGUGUGGCUGAGUCGGGGACCAUGUCAGGAGUCAUUAUAAGCUCCCCUCAUAGUUCAACGAGCAAACUCUUCAUCGGAACCCCCAUCGAUGGCAAGUCCGAAUACUUCCCAACCCUCUCUAGCCGGAAGUUGAUGGAGAACGAAGAAAACGCGGACAUGUUUAGCUUUGUCUACCAAGAUGAAUUUGUGUCCUCACAGCUGAAGAUUCCAUCCGACACUUUGUCCAAGUUCCCCGCUUUCGACAUCUACUAUGUGUACAGCUUCAGCAGUGAGCAGUUUGUGUAUUAUCUUACAAUGCAGCUGGAUACUCAGCUCACUUCUCCCGACGCCAGCGGCGAGCAGUUCUUCACCUCCAAAAUCGUACGCCUGUGUGUUGACGACCCCAAAUUUUACUCCUACGUCGAGUUCCCCAUUGGUUGUACUAAAGACGGCGUCGAGUACCGCCUGGUUCAAGAUGCCUACUUGGCCCGACCAGGCCGUCAACUGGCAAAUUCUCUGGGGAUCUCUGAGAACGAAGACAUCCUCUUCACGGUCUUCUCUCAGGGUCAGAAGAAUCGCGCCAAACCACCCAAAGAAUCAGCGUUGUGCCUGUUCACGCUGAGGAGAAUAAAGGAGAAAAUCAAGGAAAGGAUCCAGUCUUGUUACAAGGGAGAUGGCAAGCUUUCCUUACCGUGGCUUCUCAACAAGGAACUGGCGUGCAUCAACUCACCUUUGCAGAUUGACGACAACUUUUGCGGCCAGGACUUCAACCAGCCUCUGGGUGGCACCAGCACCAUCGAGGGCAUCCCCCUUUUUCUCGACAAAGAAGAUGGCAUGACCUCGGUGGCAGCGUAUGACUACCGUGGCAACACCGUGGCCUUUGUCGGCACGCGCAAUGGCAAACUCAAAAAGAUCUUGGUGAACUCUGUGAGUCCAAACCGUCCAUCAGUACUCUAUGAAAAGGUGACUUUAAGUGAAGGAGGAAGUCCCAUGCUGAGAGACAUGCUCUUCAGCCCAGACCAGCAGUACCUCUACACACUGACUGACAGACAGGUGGUGAGAGUUCCAGUGGAGAGUUGCGAACAGUACACGACAUGCGGGGAGUGUUUAGGCUCCAGAGACCCUCACUGUGGGUGGUGUGUCCUCCACAAUGUAUGCUCACGAAAGGACCGUUGUGAAAGGGCGGGAGAACCGCAGAGGUUCGCAUCAGACCAGAGACAGUGUGUGGAGCUCACCGUUCAGCCCAGAAAUAUUUCCGUCACUAUGUCGGAAGUGCAGCUGGUCCUUCAGGCUCGUAACGUGCCUGAUCUAUCGGCGGGGGUCAACUGCUCCUUCGAGGACUACGUGGAGACCGAGGGACUGAUCCAAGGCGGACACAUUUACUGCCUGUCCCCCUCAGCCCGUGACGUCAUCCCCAUCACACGGAACAAAGGUGACAAGCGUGUGGUGAAGCUUUAUCUGAAAUCCAAGGAAACAGGCAAGAAGUUCGCCAGCGUCGAUUUUGUCUUCUACAACUGCAGUGUCCACCAUUCCUGCCUCUCGUGUGUCAACGGAUCAUUCCCAUGCUACUGGUGCAAGUACCGACACAUGUGUACCCAGAACGCCAACGACUGCUCCUUUCAAGAGGGUCGAGUUAACAUUUCGGAGGACUGCCCCCAGAUUCUGCCGUCAACACAGAUCUACAUCCCAGUGGGGGUGACCAAGCCUAUCACCUUAGCUGCCAAAAACCUUCCCCAGCCGCAAUCGGGACAGAGAAACUACGAGUGUGUUUUCCACAUCCAGGGGGAGACGCACAGUGUCCCUGCACUGCGCUUCAACAGCUCAUCAAUUCAGUGCCAAAAGACAGCGUAUACGUACGACGGCAAUGACAUCAGUGACCUGCCUGUGGAUUUGUCUGUGGUUUGGAAUGGAAACUUUAACAUCGACAACCCAUACAACAUAAAAGCUCACCUAUAUAAGUGCUACGCACUGAGAGACAGCUGUGGGAUGUGUCUGAAGGCCAACCCCAGAUUUGAGUGCGGCUGGUGUGUGCAGGAGAAAAAGUGCUCCCUCAGGCAGGAGUGCGCUCCCACAGAAAGCACUUGGAUGCACGCCACCACGGGAAACAGCCGCUGUGCACACCCCAAGAUCACUAAGCUAUUUCCUGAGACUGGGCCGAGGCAGGGAGGAACCAUGCUGACCAUCACCGGUGACAAUUUGGGUCUCCAGUUCAAAGACAUCCAGAACGGAGUCCGUAUUGGAAAAGUGGCCUGCAACCCUCAAGAAGACCAGUACAUCAGCGCUGAGCAGAUUGUGUGCCGACUGAAUGACGCCACGGGUUACCGGGUGCAGGAAGCUCAAGUGGAGGUGUGUGUGAGGGACUGCAUCCAUCCAGACUACAAAGCAAUCUCCACCAAGGCCUUUACAUUUGUGUCACCGUACUUCAGCCGCGUCAGGCCGUCUACCGGGCCGCUUUCUGGCGGCACGAGGAUCACCAUAGAUGGCAGUCAUCUAAACGCAGGCAGUGCCGUGUAUGUCAAGAUUGGACUCCAUGCCUGCCGUUUUGAGAAGCGAAGCAAUAGCGAGAUAGUGUGCGUGACCCCAGCCGGACAAGCUCCAGGCCCUACCCCGGUCAUGGUGGACAUCAACUCAGCUGAGCUGAGAAACCCAGAGGUCAAGUUCAACUACUCGGAUGAUCCCACCAUCCUGAAAAUUGAACCCGACUGGAGUAUUGCUAGUGGCGGGACCAUGUUGACCGUUACGGGAACCAAUUUGAUGACUAUCAAGGAACCCAAGAUGAGGGCCAAAUAUGGAGCUGCCAAGUCAGAAAAUAACUGCACCGUGGUUAACAACACGGUGAUGGUGUGUCUCGCUCCCUCCGUGGCGGGGUCUGACAAAGUUUUCUCCGAGGUGGGCAGCAGUCCAGAUGAAAUUGGCUUCAUCAUGGAUAAUGUGCAUUCGGUGCUGGUGGUCAAUGAGACAUUCAGCUACCAUCCGGAUCCAGUGUUUGAACCACUCAGUCCCAACGGCAUAUUGGAGCUAAAGCCCAGCUCUCCACUUAUACUCAAGGGCCGUAACCUAAUUCCCGCAGCCCCUGGAAAUACAAAGCUGAACUACACGGUGCUGAUCGGGGACACGCCAUGUGUUCUCACCUUGUCUGAGAGCCAGCUGCUGUGUGAGUGGCCCAACCUGACUGGAGAGCACAAAGUCACUGUUCGUGUCGGAGGCUUUGAACACUCGCCGGGGACCUUGCAAAUCUACUCAGACAGCCUUCUCACCCUGCCCGCUAUCAUCGGCAUCGGAGGUGGAGGCGGCCUGUUGCUGCUGGUUAUUAUUGUGGUGCUGAUUGCCUACAAAAGAAAGUCCCGCGAUGCAGACCGCACCCUCAAACGACUCCAACUGCAAAUGGACAACUUGGAAUCCAGGGUGGCCCUCGAGUGCAAGGAAGCAUUCGCAGAACUGCAGACCGACAUCCAUGAGCUCACUCAGGAGCUCGACGGAGCAGGAAUCCCCUUCCUGGACUACCGCACCUAUGCCAUGAGGGUCCUCUUCCCUGGAAUUGAGGACCACCCUGUGCUCAAGGAGAUGGAGGUCCCGGCGAACGUGGAGAAGGCCCUGACACUCUUCGGACAGAUGCUGACUAAAAAGCACUUCCUGCUGACGUUCAUCCGCACUCUGGAAGCGCAGCGGUCUUUCUCCAUGCGAGAUCGCGGCAACGUGGCCUCCCUCAUCAUGACGGCGCUGCAGGGGGAGAUGGAGUACGCCACAGGCGUCCUUAAACAGCUCCUGUCCGACCUCAUCGAUAAGAACUUGGAGAGCAAGAAUCACCCCAAGCUCUUACUGCGGAGGACAGAGUCGGUGGCUGAGAAGAUGCUCACCAACUGGUUCACCUUCCUGCUUUACAAGUUCCUCAAGGAAUGUGCCGGUGAGCCGCUCUUCAUGCUGUAUUGCGCCAUGAAGCAGCAAAUGGAGAAGGGGCCGAUAGACGCAAUCACGGGAGAGGCUCGCUACUCCCUCAGCGAGGACAAGCUCAUCAGACAGCAGAUUGACUACAAGACUUUGACUCUGCACUGCGUGAACCCAGAGAAUGAAAAUGCUCCCGAGGUGACCGUGAAGAGUCUCAACUGUGACACAGUCACCCAGGUGAAGGAGAAGCUCCUGGAUGCCGUCUACAAGGGCACGCCUUACUCGCAGAGACCCAAAGCCUCCGAUAUGGACCUGGAAUGGCGGCAAGGAAGGAUGGCUCGCAUCAUCCUUCAGGAUGAAGAUGUGACCACCAAGAUUGACAACGACUGGAAGAGACUCAACACGCUUGCUCACUACCAGGUGACGGACGGUUCUGUGAUUGCCCUCGUACCCAAGCAGAACUCGGCCUACAACAUCUCCAACUCCUCCACGUUCACCAAAUCUCUCAGCAGAUACGGUACGAGAGAAGAGAGCAUGCUGAGAACAGCUAGCAGUCCGGACAGUUUGCGCUCCCGAACCCCAAUGAUCACGCCCGACUUGGAGAGCGGCACCAAACUGUGGCAUCUGGUCAAGAACCACGACCACUCGGACCAGAGGGAAGGUGACCGAGGGAGCAAGAUGGUCUCUGAGAUCUACCUGACCCGGCUGCUGGCCACCAAGGGCACGCUUCAAAAGUUUGUGGACGACCUUUUUGAGACCAUCUUCAGCACAGCCCACAGAGGAAGCGCCUUGCCGCUCGCCAUUAAGUACAUGUUUGACUUCCUGGACGAGCAGGCCGACAAACACUCCAUCUCGGACUCGGACGUCCGGCACACUUGGAAGAGCAACUGCCUUCCCCUGCGCUUCUGGGUGAACGUGAUCAAGAACCCGCAGUUUGUGUUCGACAUCCACAAGAACAGCAUUACCGACGCCUGUUUGUCGGUGGUGGCCCAGACCUUCAUGGACUCCUGUUCAACGUCCGAGCAUAAAUUAGGGAAAGACUCGCCGUCCAACAAGCUACUUUACGCUAAAGACAUCCCCAACUACAAAAACUGGGUGGAGCGGUACUACUCUGAUAUCUCGAGGAUGUCGGCCAUCAGCGACCAGGACAUGAGUGCCUACUUGGCGGAGCAGUCGCGACUGCACGCCAACCAGUUUAAUAGCAUGUCUGCCCUCCAUGAGAUCUACUCCUACAUUGUCAAGUAUAAGGACGAGAUCUUGUCGGCGCUGGAGCGGGACGAGCAGGCGAGGAGGCAGCGGCUGCGGAGCAAGCUGGAGCAGGUCAUCGACACAAUGGCCCUGACCAGCUGAGGACCAUCCGACGUCGCCCGUCCGUCUGUCUGUCCAUCUCCCUCCCCCCCCCCCUCCCUCCCUCACAGACAAACUGCAAAAGCAUUGAGGCGGUAUACUGCAAAACGGAGCGGGGUCGGCAGAGGUGGGCGGGUCUGUGUAUGCCUACGUGUGUUCGUGUAUGUGUGACAGAGCGGACAUUUUCACACGCUGCGUUCAUGGAGAAAGUGUCAGUGAGAGCUUUUGGCUUCCUGUGGAUGUGAUUGGAAAGAACUCCAUGCGGGGCCUCUUGUGCACAAUGGAGAGAAGCUUUGUGGCUCACGUGUCAGGAUGUUGGCUUUUUUUUUGUUGUUUUCUUUGGUUUUGUUUUUCAAUUGUUUUGUAUAAUUGUAAUCAACUGCCCACUCUCUGAUCUCUCGCCACUUGUAUUACUGCUGAAUUUGCACAAUUUACAGAAACGCUACAAAGGAAGAAUAUAUAGAUGUUAUAUAUAAAUACAGCUACGUUUUUAAAGAUUAGGGAGAGAGCAAUGUUUCCCCCAUUUUUUUUGGUUUUGUUUUAAUCAAGAGACAAAAUCCAACAAUACAUUUGAUAGUUGAAGUGCAAAACGCUACAAACAAAAAAAAUCGAAAAGAAGAAGAAAAAAAAAGUCGUACUGUGCCAUGUUUCCUUUGAAUGUUGUUUAGUGCAAAGACAUUUUGUUAGAUGGAAUGUGCUACCGUAUGAUUUUCUAAAUAUGAACAUGCCUUGUGACUGAAAUGAAUCGUUUUGCGACCGUCAGAAGAAGACAAAAGACAAGCGUGACGCUUUUUGGUGGGAACUCCAAAUAUUCGCUUUUCAAAUGCUCGACAAGAUGAUACAAAAAAGUAUGCGGAUGAGGUCAAGCGGCCGGCGUUUACUGUCGUGUCGAGCAAAGUCGGGUGGUGCCCGAAGCCACGCGUUUUAUUCAUGUUCCAAAUGUUCCUGGCUGGACACAGAUGUGCUGAGUGUAUAUUGUCUGAAGGAGGUCAUCAUGCUCCUAACCUGCAGCUCUUCUUUGUCGAGCUGGCCCAUUGCCAUCGGUGGCUUUUAAGACUCUCCUCCUCGACACUCAAGUCAGCUUCUUUUUCACUUGCUGGUGAGAAAAAAAACAUUUUUUUAAUUUUUUUCUGCUUGCCCAAAAACCAAACUGUGGUAUUGUGUGAUGUUUUCAUUUGUAAAUUUGUAUACUUUCUCACGUGUUUAUUUUGUAAUCAGGUUGUUUUUGUUUAUUCCCAACAUGUAAAUUGUACAUUUGAUGGUACGCUGAAGGCAAAAACAAAAAAACACAAAAAAAAACCACAAGAACUUUCUUCAAUUUGCCUGAUGGUAAAAAGUACUUGAUGGGACUUCAGUGGGGGGGUCUAAAUGAUUUGUCUUUGUGAUGGAAAUGUGACUUUGCUGCUUUAAACUCUUGACAUUUGUUUUUCUAGCUCAUCUUUUUGGGCUCAUUUAAUGCUGAUCAUGAAUGCUGUGGCUCUCCAGAUUUUUCUUUGGUCCCUUAAUUCAAAGUCAUCACUUUGUUUACAUGAGUCGGAACUUCAACUGGAUCCAUGUUUACCGCUCUGUAGUUUACUCGCCACACGAAGCAUACACUUUGGGAAUCAUGUAAAGAUAUCCGGUCGAGGACAUUUCCCGUCUGUAAGCAUCAAUCACCUCAUUCGUACUUUUUUGGUUUCGUGAACGACGAGUACGGAUCGGUAGCGCGCAGAAGAUCCCCCGCAGAAGCACACAGAACAAGUGGCGACGUGGCAAACAUUCUGGACUCAUUCUCUCUCAGGUUCAUGGUCCGCUUGUGUUCUUCUUCUUAAUGCUUCUCGUUGUUGAUCAAGUGACAUCGGUUGCUUUGAAUGAAGCCUCAGUCAUGUUUGCACUGUUGGGCUGAGAGCGGACUUGUUCAAAAUAUGUUUUCGAAAGCAUUUCUGUCACCACGAUGUCAUGCUUUUGUAAAACACUCCUAAGAAAAAGUCCCAUCGCCCGCCUCUUUGAUUUCCUGUUCCUCUUUUUUUUUUCUCAAGUCUUCAAACUGAGCUGCAUACCAAGCAAGACAACCAGUUGAGAGCUAGUGGCAAAGGAAUUUUUAAAACAUUAGUGUCUCAAACUUGAAGCGACUGUCAUGGAGUUUGCAGGUGAACAUUCAUUGUGUAAAUAUUCUGUUAUUUCCUACUUUGCAGAUUUACUACUUGUAAAUAAACACGCAUCAAGGAGAGAUUAAACAUGUUUUGCUAAAUAAAAA